AUGAUGCCUGCCGUCAGUUUGGGCUGUUGGGACCUGAAAGGCGAUGCUGAUUCCACUCCCAUAGCAGUCAAGGCUGCUUUGGACGAGGGCUACUACGCUCUGGAUGACGCACAGAUCUACGGUAACGAACAUGUUAUUGGACCUAUAGUUGGAAGCUUUACUAAAGACCAGAUGAAGGCUGUCGCCAAGUUCGACCCUACUCAAGACGGAACGCCCUUCAAGGUCGUCUCGGAAGACAAGUUUCUGGAGUCGUUCGAAAAGCCGCAUGGUAAGCCUGAAGACGACCGUGCCGUGUUUGUGACUACUAAGAUCUGGUGCACCAAAUUCACUCCAGAGGGGAUACGGGCCCAAGUCGAACAGCAUCUGAAAGACUUCAAGCGAUCCUCAAUUGAUCUCCUACUUCUUCAUGUUCCUGGGGACCAUUAUUUAUGGGCGAAGGAUGAGAAUUCUGUACAUGACCCGCGAAACGCUGAGACCAGGAUCAUCUGCUGGAAGACUUUGGAGGCGUUGUACGCAGAAGGAAAAGUCCGUUUGAUUGGAGUAAGCAACUACAUGGCGAAGCAUCUGCAACCCUUAAUUCAAGAUAUCGAAAAGAGGAAAGCAGCUGGGGACAAGCACGCUCGGCUCCCUUUUGUUAACCAAAUUGAGAUCUCAGCCUUCUGCCAGGUUGGCGACGAACUUGAGCAGCUGUGCAAGCAGAACGACAUCAUAUUCACGUCUUACAGUUCCCUGGGCAGUGCGAAAUGUGUGGCCGAAUAUAUGGCACACGAAGUUAUUCAAUCGACUGCAACGAAACACAAGGUCACGGCUGCCAAUGUUCUUCUCCGUUGGUGCCUUCAGAAGGGUUACAUGAUUCUUCCCAGAUCCACUAAGGCAGAACGUGUGAAAGAGAAUUACGGUCCUACUAUGAGUUUCAAGCUGGAUCAAGAAGACAUGGAAGCCAUCUCGAAACUUAACACAGGAAGGAGAGCUCUUUUAGACCCUCAUGAGAUCGCUUAA
This is a messenger RNA of Gregarina niphandrodes, 999 nucleotides long. Its product is annotated as oxidoreductase, aldo/keto reductase family protein. The transcript has a single exon. NCBI's taxonomy places the organism in Eukaryota, Apicomplexa, Conoidasida, Eugregarinorida, Gregarinidae. Gene Ontology annotation, molecular function: oxidoreductase activity. The record is from RefSeq and is a predicted model, not a curated record. Bases 1 to 999 code for a protein of 332 amino acids.